This is a messenger RNA of Paramecium pentaurelia, 2175 nucleotides long. NCBI's taxonomy places the organism in Eukaryota, Ciliophora, Oligohymenophorea, Peniculida, Parameciidae. The record is from the annotation of a GenBank genome assembly.
AUGUAUAAAUAAUAUUUUGAUGAGUAUUGUGAGAGAUUGAAAACUUACGACUUCUUAAAUUGGCCAUAUAGAGAUUCAAAGCUUAAACCUUCAAAAAUGGCUUCUAUUGGAUAUAUUUGUCAAGAAGAUUGUCUAUAAUGUUAUUAUUGUUAAUCAAAAUUAAUAAUUGAUGAUUAAAUGCUACCUAAUGAUGUCAUUUUAGAGAGGGCUAUUAAUAAACAUGAUUAAUACUGUUAAGGAAUGGCAAUUAAGUUUAAAAUUACAUAAGAAUUUUUACAUUCAUAUGGAAUGGCAUAUUAUAAUGAAUGUCUUGCAUCAUGGAAAGAUCCAAUUGAAGUGAAAAAGACUUAUUUAGAUAAAGUACCUUAAAAUUUACAGUAUUUACUAUAAAAUCCAAAAUAAGUCUUGGCAAUAUUUGGUUGGAUAAAAUAAGACCAAAUUUUAUUGUGCAAAUAUUGUGGUAGGAAAUGUCAAAUUUUAGAGGAAGAAUUUGAUGUAUUUAGUGAACAUAGAUAUUUUUGUAAAUGGGCAAAUGAUGGGAAAAAUAUAAAAUAUGGUUAUUUGAUUGUUUUGUAAUAAUUAAGAGAUCAAAGUACUUAAAAUGAUUAAGAUGCAAAUGAUAGAGAUAUUGAAUAAGAUUAAGUCAGAUAAACUCUUGUUACAUAAUGUGAGAAUAUAAUUUCAAUAAAUUUAUUAACAAAUAAAGAACUAUAAAAAGCUAAGGCAGAAUUAUAAACAUUUUAAGAUUAACUAAUAAAACGAAAAAGAUUUGAUAUAAAAGAAUCAGAGCGUGAAAUGGAGGAAUUUGAAUUGGAAAUAUAAAAGAGAGUAAAAGUACAAAAAGAAUAAAUUGAAGAAAGAAAUAAAGAGAAAAUUAAUAUGAUCAAUAAAUAAGAUUCAGAAGAGGAAGAAGAAUUAGAUAUGGCAGUAUAAGAAUAAUAAAUUUAAAAUACUAAUAAUAAAAUGAAUGAAUUAAAUAAUCAUAAUUACUAAUAAGAUAAUUAAAUUGUAAAUGAAUUAGAUAACAAAAUUGAAUAGGAAGAUAAUUAAAAAUAGGAAUUUAAUAAAGAAUAGAUAGAAAAUUUAGAAAAUCAAAAUCAAAUUUAGGAAAUUAAAGAAUAAGAAAAAAAUGAAAAUAUAUAAACAAAUCAAAUUUAAGAAGAAUCAAUAUAAUAGUAAACUUUUGUUUAAAAUAAUGAAUCAAAUUUAGGUUUAAUUUAAUAGCCUAAUUAGACUGAAUAACUUUUAAAUUAAUAGUAAGGUGAUAGAUUGGAAUAAGAUAUUGAAAUUCAUUAAGAAUAAAGGAAGAAUGAGAAUAUAUAAUCAUCAGAAGAAAUAAAAGAAUUAUAAGAAAAGAAAGAAAAUGUUUGUAUUAAUAAUAUUUUAGAUCAAUAACAUAAUAAGAAUUCAGAUUUUGAACAACAUAAUAAUUAAUAAAUUAAUCAAAAUGAUAAUUAAAUAGAUGAAAAAUAAGAAAAUUAAUAAAUGAAUAUUUGUUAAGAUUAAAUUGAACAAAAUGAAAAAUAACUUCAAAUUGAAAAAGUUCAAUAGUCUCAAAAUUAAAGUCAAGAAAUAGAAAUAGAAUAAGAAAAAAAGGAAUCGAAUAAUAUAGUUGAUUUAUAAGAAGUUAAUUAAAAGAUUUAAAAACCAUUACAAGAUGAAAAAAUUAAAGAAUUUGAAAUUAAAAAUAAUGUAAUUUAAGAUGACUAAAUGAUAAGUGAAUAAUAAUAGGUUGAUAUAAUUGAUAAAGAAAAAAAAACUAAUUAAUAAGAUGAUAAAAAUAAUAUUGAAUUUCAGGUUGAAGAAUAAUCAGAAAAGAAUUUAGAAACAUUGAAAAACGGUCUUAAGUUAACAGGUUAAAAUGAUGAUGAGAACUUAAGAAAUUAAGAAGAGAAUAAGAUAAUGACAAUUAUUAAUCUAGAAGAUCAAUUGAAAUCUAGAUAAUAGGAAGAUUAAGAUAUUGAAUAAGAAUAAGAAUAAGAAUAAUAACAAUAAGAAUAAUAACAAUAAGAAUAGGAAUAAUAACAAUAAGAAUAGGAAUAAGAAUAAUAAGAAUAGGAAUAAUAAUAAUAAUAAUAAUAAUAAUAAUAAUAAUAAUAAGAAUAACAGGAUAAUCAAAAUUAAAUUGAUAUACAAAAAAAUGAGAAUGUUGAUUAAGAUUAAAGUAAAAUAUGA